AUGGAGAUUAAAGAGGUUUAUUUUGGAUACAGUCACUCUGGUGAUGAAUUUGAAGUCGAUAGUCCAAGCGACCCAUAUUACGAUGGGGAUGACGUUGAUAAGGAUCCCAAUUAUAUACCCGAUUCUGAAGAAAUUGCCAAUAAUUAUUAUAGUACCACCUUGCUCGCAGAUAAUAAUGAUAUCAUGUUUGGUAAUGAGGUAGAAGUAGAAGCUAAAACACUGAAUAUAACAGAAAAUGAGGAAAGUGCAGUUGAAAGACAAUUAUCUAAUGGGGAAACAGCUGACAAGGUAGCCAGGCUCACUAGAAAACGGAAGCGCUGUCCAGAACAAUGGGUAAGAAAUGUAAAGAAAGACGCACGCGAGCAUGGACAAGCAUAUGUGAACUGGAAAGGAAAAAAUCGUAAGAAAAAACAAGUGAGAGAUUUAAAAAAUUGUCACCAAAGCUGCAAACUUAAAUGCAGCAAGAAAAUUUCAAGUGAAGAGAGAGAAAAAAUUAACAAAGAGUUUUGGAUUUAG
Molecule: messenger RNA, 516 nt
Organism: Brassicogethes aeneus
Lineage: Eukaryota; Metazoa; Arthropoda; Insecta; Coleoptera; Nitidulidae
Source: the annotation of a GenBank genome assembly